Rotaria sp. Silwood1 is the source of this 363-nucleotide messenger RNA. NCBI's taxonomy places the organism in Eukaryota, Metazoa, Rotifera, Eurotatoria, Philodinida, Philodinidae. The record is from the annotation of a GenBank genome assembly.
AUGAAAUUAAUUGAAGAAGAUUUUCAUUUAGUUCAAAAUGCUGUUAAGAAAAAUUCUUUUGGUGAAGAAAAUUUCCAAAAUGCACUCUAUCAUUGUUUCUCUUAUUCAGGUAAUGAAAUUGAUUGUACAGUAUUUGUGAAUCUCUAUGCUAAAUUUGGUAUAAUCACUGUGAAACUUGCUCAUAUGUUAGAAUCAUCGAAAACUUCUUAUAAUGAUCAUAGGUGGAACUAUUUUGAUAAUAUUAAACAAAUAUCAGAUCAAGAUGUUAUUAAUCAAUUAUUCCAAUUUUUAGAUUCUAUGUUAAUUAAUGUAGAAUUUACUCGUUUUUCAUUUAUACGACGAUUACUUGUUCAACUCGCAUAA